GGUCAAGACGGUUGUUUCAAGUUUUGGUACUUUUCCACAUUACAUUAUACAUUUCUGUGUACAAGGAUUUUGACAUUCUACAGGACAAUAGGGUUCAAGAUCCUUAUAAGUAGCAAUCAUACUAAAAUUUAGCUAGUUUUAUAUUCCAAUCAUGUCUAAAUUAACAAAAUCUACAAACAAGUCCAACCUGGAAACAGCUCGAAGAUCAGAGCGUCUAAAAACCAAGGUUCUAUUCCCAUCCAAUGUUUCACCGCAGAAAUCUAUAAUAAUGAAGCCGGUUCCACUUCCUUUAGUAAAAUUGGAAGUAAAAUCGGAACCUACGGACGAAGAAUCAACUAGCUUUUGUUGCAGCCCAGUUGCAAAACCUGGUACAUCAGAAGGUCCCUUCAUCACUACGAUGAAUUGUUACCUUUGUCCUGCACUGCUAGUAUAUAAUGAAGCAACCGGUGUAGCAUAUCACUUGGGAGAUAACGGCUGUAUCUUUGCCUCUCCUACAAAUUUUACGGAAGAAGAGUGCAAAACCUCGAAUACAACGGAAAAUGCUCCUAUUGAGAAGAUUGAGCCGUUAAUCAGUUCAUAUUCCCCCGCUAAACUAACCAGUAAAAAAAUAAAUGCUGCAACAAGAAAGCCAAAGAUCAAUUUAGGAGACAAGAAAAGGCGAGCAUCAGCAUCACCUUCAAGAGAGUCGGAGAAUCGUCAAACUGAGAAAAUUCCACGAGUAGACGGCCCGACUAAUGAUGGCUCGUGUCUUCUUCGUCCUGUGAAACUUUGUUUCACAACCACCAACCGGACGUCUUCUAACCCCCCGAAAAAAUGCAAACUUCUUCACCCGUGGACUUGUAGAGUAUGCCAAACAUUAUAUUGGAAACAGAGGGAUUAUAUGUAUCAUUCAUGCGGGUCUGUACCGAAAGUGGUGAUUAAGCGUCCUUUGGAUGAAGUAUCCCAAAAGUGGACCAAGAGAUGAUAAGCAUACUUUAUAGUAACUGUGAUAUCGAGAAUUGACGUAAUUAUGACUGUGAUGCACCUAAUUUUACACAAUUAUUAUGAUAAUGCAAUGCAACAUUGUUUAAAAAGAGAUGGACAAUUUUAUUUUUUCACAUUUAAUAAUUUUUAAUCAUCGAUUUAAAUU
Messenger RNA from Folsomia candida, 1129 nucleotides. RefSeq lists its product as uncharacterized. The transcript has 3 exons. The record is from RefSeq and is a predicted model, not a curated record. Bases 152 to 964 code for a protein of 270 amino acids. Lineage: Eukaryota; Metazoa; Arthropoda; Collembola; Entomobryomorpha; Isotomidae.